UCCAGUGUGAUGGGAGUGUUCAGCGGAGCCUCCUCGAUGAUCUGACCGAGCUCAGAGCGUCUCUGCCGGUCAAUUUCGGGUGAUUUAUCCGUGGUUUGGUUUGUAUUGACCGGACCAAGACCAGGUCCAGGACCAGGACCAGGAUCAGGAUCAGGAUCAGGAUCAGGAUCAGGAUCAGGACCAGGACCAGGACCAGGACCAGGAUCAGGAUCAGGAUCAGGACAAGGACCAGGAGAAGGACCAGGGUGUGUUGACGGUGAUGGCGGAUGCGGGGCAGUGCGGGCUGUGCGGGGUGAAGGUGAUGUGUCGCUUCAGGCCGCUGAACGAAGCGGAGCGAAGCCGCGGAGACAAAUUUAUCCCCAAAUUCAAUGGAGAUGAGACGGUGGUUGUGUCGGGGAAACCGUAUGUGUUUGACAGAGUCUUCGCUCCGAACACGGAACAAGUUCAGGUGUACGACACGUGUGCCAAACAGAUCGUCCGAGAUGUGUUGGGCGGAUAUAAUGGGACGAUCUUUGCGUACGGUCAGACGGCGUCAGGAAAGACUCACACUAUGGAGGGGAACCUUCACGACCCUCCUCUGAUGGGAAUCAUUCCACGGAUCUCUCGAGACAUUUUUGAUCACAUCUACUCGAUGGACGAAAACCUGGAGUUUCACAUCAAGGUAUCUUAUUUUGAAAUCUACCUGGAUAAAAUCCGAGACCUGCUGGAUGUGUCAAAGAUAAACUUGGCCGUUCACGAGGACAAGAACAGGGUUCCCUUCGUAAAGGGUUGUACAGAGCGUUUUGUUUCUAGUCCUGAUGAGGUGAUGGACGUUAUCGACGAGGGAAAAGCAAACAGACACGUCGCAGUGACCAACAUGAACGAGCACAGCUCUCGAAGUCACAGUAUUUUUCAGAUCAACAUCAAGCAGGAGAAUGUGGAGACGGAGACGAAACUGUCGGGAAAACUUUACCUGGUCGACCUGGCAGGCAGCGAGAAGGUGAGUAAGACAGGGGCAGAGGGCGCCGUGUUGGACGAAGCAAAGAACAUCAACAAGUCUCUGUCGGCUCUCGGGAACGUCAUCGCUGCUUUGAGUGAAGGGACGAAAACCCACGUCCCGUACAGAGACAGUAAGAUGACUCGAAUUCUUCAGGACUCUUUGGGAGGAAACUGCCGAACGACCAUCAUCAUCUGCUGCUCGCCGUCCAUUUACAAUGAGACAGAGACCAAGUCCACGCUCAUGUUUGGACAGAGAGCUAAAACCAUAAAGAACACUGUGUCUGUGAACCUGGAGCUGACGGCAGAGGAGUGGAAGAAAAAGUAUGAGAAGGAGAAAGAGAAGAACAGGAGUCUGAACGUUGUCAUUCAGAAACUGGAGAAUGAGCUGAAACGCUGGAGAAAAGGUGAGUGUGUACCUGUGGACGAGCAGCUGAGCAACAGGAACAGGAAGAGCACCACCGACACCACACUGGUGAUGGACAGCUUGGCCACGCCCAGCGACCCUCUAUCUGAAGAGGAGAAGAUUCGAUAUGAGGCGCUCAUCACUGACCUUUACAAGCAACUGGAUGACAAAGAUGAUGAGAUCAAUCAACAGAGUCAGUUGUCAGAGAAACUUAAACAGCAGCUGAUCGAUCAGGAUGAGCUGUUGGCGUUGAGCCGUCAGGACUAUGAGCGUCUGCAGGGGGAGCUGUCGCGGCUGCACAGAGACAAUGAUUCCGCCAAAGAGGAAGUGAAGGAGGUGCUUCAGGCUUUAGAGGAGCUCGCCGUCAACUACGACCACAAGAGUCAGGAGGUGGAGGACAAGAACCGCUGUAACGAACAGCUGAAUGAGGAGCUUGCACACAAAACUGUGAGUCUGGAGACGGUUCAGAGGGAGUUCUCAUCUCUGCAGGAUCUCAGCUCGCAUCAUAAGAAGAGAUCUGCUGAGAUCCUCAAUCUGCUGCUAAGAGACCUGGGAGACAUUGGCAGCAUCCUCGGAACAAGCGACCUCAAAGCUAUGAUGGAGACAAGUGGAGCAAUGGAGGACGAGUUCACCACUGCUCGUCUCUACAUCAGUAAGCUGAAGUCUGAGGUGAAGUCUCUAGUGACCCACAGCAAACAGCUGGAGCUCGACCUGAAGGAAAACACCUACAGGAGGUUGGCGAGCGAAACGGAGCUUAGCCACCUCCAGCUGCUCGUCUCACAGCUCCAGGCGAAGUCGUCGUCUCUGACUGACGACCUUCAUAAGGUGGAGCAGAAGAAGCGGCAGCUGGAAGAAAGUCAGGAUGCUCUGAUGGAGGAGUUCGCCAAGCUCCAGGCUCAAGAUAAAAUGCACGAGGUAACAGUGAUGGACAAAGAGAAAGAACACAUGAGCAGACUGAAGGACGCUGUUGAGAUGAAGACAACUUUAGAAGAACAGAUGGAGAACCACAGAGAAGUCCAUCAAAAACAACAGAGUCGACUCCGAGACGAGAUUGAACAGAAACACAGAGACGCUGAGCAACUCAAAGAUGUGAAUCAGGCUCUGCAGCUGGAGAUGAGGAAGAUUCAAUCAGACUUUGACAAACUGAAAACUGAGGAUGAGAAAAAAGACCAGAAACUUCAAAAACUUCUGUUCUUGAAUGAGAAAAGAGAACAAGCCAAAGACGAUCUGAAGGGUCUGGAGGAAACAGUGGCCAAAGAGCUGCAGACACUGAAUCACCUUCGUAACCUCUUCAUCCAGGAUGUCGGCAGCCGAGUCAAGAAUAGUUUAGAGAACGAUAGCGAUGACGCCGGUGGCAGUUUGGCUCAGAGACAGAGGAUCGUCUUCUUAGAAAAUAACCUGGAGCAGCUCAGUAAGGUUCACAAACAGCUGGUGCGGGACAACGCAGACCUUCGCUGUGAGCUGCCCAAGCAGGAAAAACGCCUGCGGGCCACAGCAGAGCGAGUGAAAUCUUUGGAAUCUUCCCUGAAGGACGCCAAGCAGUCAGCUGUUAGAGACCGGAAACGAUACCAACAGGAAGUGGACCGCAUCAAAGAAGCUGUCUGCUCUAAGAAUGUCUCCAGAAGAGGGCACUCUGCUCAGAUAGCUAAGCCAAUAAGAGCCGGACAUCAGCAGCCGUCAUCCUCUGCAUCCAUCAGACUGACCAUCAGAGGAGGGGGGGCGCCAUCGAAUCGACGCCAUCUCUCCCCCCGACAACAACACAACCACAGCUACAACACAACAAGUGCAACAUCAACCCCAUAAGAGCCACGGCAGGUUAGAUACAGGAAGUAGAAUACGACAGGAUCACUUUUCUUCGGAUCCUCUGUCUUAUUCUGACCACUUUGCCUUUAGUGGAACCUGGAGACCACCUUAACAACCAUUCCACCUUAACUGCCAACAAGUGCUUUCUUUUCUCAUUUCUAUUUUUAUGAGUUAAAUGAUUAUUAAAUGUGUUAAAUUAUGAUUUUAAUUAGUUAAGUUAUGAUUUAAUGAGUUAAAUUAUGAUGUUAUUAUUAUUUUAAUGAGGUAAAAGGAGUUAAAUGACUAUUUUACUGAUGGAAAUUAUGAUUUUAAUGUUUUAAAUAUGAUUUACUGAGUUAAAUUAUGAUUUCAAUUUGUUAAAUUAUGAUUUAAAUAGGUUAAUUGAUUAUUUGAAUUAGUUGAAAAAUGAUUGUAAUGAGAUAAAUGAUGAUUUGAAUGAGUUACGUGGCAUCUAUUGCACUUCUGUCCGUCCUGGGAGAGGGAUCCUCACAUGUGUCUCUGAGGUUUCUACCUUCUUUACCUGUUAAAAGUUUUUUUUUGUAGUUUUACUCUUGUUGAGGGUUAAGAACAGAGGAUGUGUCACCUUGUUAAAGCCUAUGAGACAAACUGUGAUUUGUGAAUAUGGGCUUUACAAAUAAAAGUCAAUUGAUUGAUUAAGUAAUGAUAUAAUUAAUGUUCAUUGAGUUUUUCUAUUUGUGGUUAAGAAGACAUGUGUGUGAACGUAGAUUGAUGUUAUGUUCUCUUAUGUUCAUCUUUAAUGUUGAUGCAUUAAGAUGAAGAAAAAACAAACUUCAAAAAUCAAUGAAAAAUAAGAAAUAAUCUAAAUGUAAAUGCAGGGAGAUAGAAUAAGAAGACAUUGAGUCAGAGUUUAGGCAUUUAUUUUCAAAUGAUUCAAAUUCAACUUUAAACUUUUUUGUUAUUUUCUCUUGGAAUGAUGGUGACUGUAAUUUCAGUCUGAUGUGAACAACACAAGAUAUAACACAAAUUAAAAUUGUUGAGUAAAAUAUUUUCAAUUCGAUUUUGUCAUGUGGUAGAAAAACGUAAUUUCUGUUGUGACAAAGCUUCGGCAUCACGUCAUUCACUAUAUUAAAGCUUCAUUGAAAAUCAAUAUUCAAUAUAUUAGCUGUUUUUGUUUAUUUUAUACUGUCAUCUACGUAAAGAAGUUCUGGACAUGAUAUUUAAAUUAACUUCUCACAUCAGCUAUUACAUUGGUUUUUCAUCAACAUCAGUGACUUUAAUAUGAUUUAAAUUCUCUAAAGAUCAUUGGAGAUAGAUUUAUUUUAUCAAGAGAAAAAAAUCAUGUUAGAAUUGAUCACAUGCAAUUAUUAUGAGGUCAAAAUAACUUAAGUCAGAAAUUAUAAAUCUUGAAUUGUAUCAGUGAAAUUUGACUUAAGUCAGAAUGAAUGGAAGUAACUUAUAUUAUUGAUUAUAAUAAGUUCUAUAAUUAGUUAUAACUUCUUAUACACAUCAGUCAUAAGUAAAAUCAAAUAUUCUGACUUUGUAUCUUUAACAACAAACAGACAAAUAAAAAGAAUGAAACAGUUCUUAAGUAAAAUGACUUUGUCCUGAAAUUUGCUGUUUUAGGGUUUCCAAAUAAUGAAGGAUCUACAUUAUACAAUUUUAAAUCUAUGAUGUAGCAAUGUAUUUCCCCUAAUGUUACAUGAAUUUAAACAUUGAUAUUAAUUGUUUUCUGUUUGUCUUUAACUUAUUUCUGAACAGUUUUCAUACAUUUAAUCUGUACAUCCUACUUUUUGGGACAGUAUUGAUGAGCUCAGUGUUUUUGUGUAAUAUUUGUCCAGUGUAAAACAGUGUGAACCUGCUGCUGUGUGUCGUUGGAUGUUUCAUGAGAAUCAGUGUUUAGAGUUGUUGUGUAUCUGUGUGUUAUUAAUGUAUAGUGCAGUUGUCUUUCAUCCAGUUUGUUACCUGAAUCCUAAAAUUAUGUUUGUGUAUUCAAACAUACUAGUGAGAUGAUGUAACACAGCUCACGUCAAAUCAAUCAAAAAACAGUUCUACUGACUGACUAAAUGUAUUAUCAGUAUUAUUCAGCACAAUUUAACUCUUAAGGUUCCUCCAGGGUUUUUUAAGAAUAUUCAUGGGGAUGAAGUAAUGAUGAUGAAAAUUUUAAUGUGUAAUCAUUGUGUAAUAAACUUGUUUUGUCAAAUCCUCA
Messenger RNA from Hippoglossus stenolepis (Pacific halibut), 5351 nucleotides. RefSeq names its product kinesin heavy chain. The record is from RefSeq and is a predicted model, not a curated record. The transcript is spliced from 26 exons. Lineage: Eukaryota; Metazoa; Chordata; Actinopteri; Pleuronectiformes; Pleuronectidae. The coding region runs from base 260 to 3184 and encodes 974 amino acids. Gene Ontology annotation, molecular function: microtubule motor activity; ATP binding; microtubule binding. Gene Ontology annotation, biological process: microtubule-based movement.